Sodiomyces alkalinus F11 is the source of this 1923-nucleotide messenger RNA. RefSeq names its product FAS1 domain-containing protein. The transcript has 7 exons. Lineage: Eukaryota; Fungi; Ascomycota; Sordariomycetes; Glomerellales; Plectosphaerellaceae. The record is from RefSeq and is a predicted model, not a curated record. Gene Ontology annotation, biological process: macroautophagy. The coding region runs from base 1 to 1923 and encodes 640 amino acids. Gene Ontology annotation, cellular component: fungal-type vacuole membrane.
AUGAGGUCAGGGGAGAGAGACAGAGAUGGGGCCAUGGGCAAUCGAACGGAGGGUUGCCGGUGGGGGGACUUUGGGACGUUCGCCUUCCAUCACCUGGAUCAACAUCCAUCCCUUACCCCCCCGGAAACACCCUUCUUCUUCCUCCUCGCCAUCCUCGCAUCCCUCGUAUCUUUUGCACGUUGUAGCUGCGUCCGAUUGGCAGAGAGCUCGUUGACGUCAGCUCUGGCCCCCCGAUCGAACCGCGGCUCAUUUUUCACCUCCGUCCUCCCCUUGGCGACUAUUGCGUCUGCCAUCGUCCUCCCGGACCUCAGCGACGUCCAGACAUGGGAGAACAUUGUCCCGUCUAAAGAGUCGAUCGGCAAGGUCGCUUCCGCCUUCAAGGAUGACUUGGACGCCUUCACCUCGGGCGUCGAGGACAUCCUCUCACACGCCGGCGACGCAGUGCAGUCGACCCUGGAUAACCUCCUAGGCAGCGAAGACGCGGACGCAGACGUCUUGGGCCACCACCAUCACCACCACAAGACCUCCAACCUGACCAUCUACCAGCUCAUCAAGGCGAGCGACCACACGAAAAAGUUCGCGGCCCUCGUCGACGAGCACGAUUCGGUUGUCCAGCUCCUCAACUCCACCAAGGCCAAUUACACGCUUUUCGUCCCCGUCGACGCGGCCUUUGAGCGCAUCCCCGACCACGGGAAGAAGCCCAGUCGCGACUUUGUCGAUGCCCUGCUGCGGUAUCACAUCGGUGUUGGUCUCUACCCGGCCCCGCGCCUCCUGGUCACUCAUACAUUGCCUACCGCCUUGGACGAGGCUUGGCUGGACGAUGAGCCGCAGCGUCUGCGCACCCGUGUUGGUCUGUUUGGUGUGACUGUCAAUUUUUACAACAAGGUUAUCAAAGCCGACAUUCGCGCCAAAAACGGCGUCAUCCACGCAGUCAAGCACAUCCUCGUCCCCCCACCCAUGGUCGGCCGCGUCCUCUCCCUCGUGCCGUCCAAGUUCUCGACCCUCCUCCUCGCCUACGAGAAGACCGACUUCGUGUCGUUCAUUCACCACGUCAAGAUGCGCGGCAGCACCGUGUUCGCGCCCUCGAACCAGGCCUUCGCCCGCCUCGGGCCCUCCGCCAACGCCUUCCUCUUCAACUCGGAGCACGGGCUCAAGUACCUCCGCGCCCUGCUCAAGUACCAGAUCGUCGCCAACGAGACGCUCUACAGCGACGCCUUCUACCGCGCCAAGGCGGCCGACGCCGAACACGUGGUGACGGUCGGCCGGGACGAGAACGGCGUCGAGGCCGAUGGGCUGCGUCACUACCAUGUCGACAUGCCCAGCCUGCUCGACGAGAAGAACAUUGCGGUCGACAUCACUCGCUGGGGGGGGCUCAUCGAUGUCAAGGUGAACGGCUAUGUCCACGUCGGCGUGCAGGAUGGGGUGGCGCGCAACGGCGUCAUUCAGGUCGUUGACAGGGUCUUGUUCCCGCACCGGACGCCUGGCGCUGGCCGACAGGGAGAGGUGAAUGCCGAGGAGGAGGAGCUUCUUUGGGGUGGUGAGGUUGAUGUUGAGGAUAUCAAGGCUCGGUUGGGUCCGCUUGUUGAGGAGGACGAUGAAGAUUUUUCCUUUGAGCUUGGUGGAAGACGGAAAGCAAGCAAAGAGGGAUUCGAGUUUCCAGUUUACAAAGAUGAUGUGCGGAGGACGUAUAUCAAGUUCAUAUGGGAUGGCCGGCUUGGCCAUUCUGUGGUGGUCUUCAUGGAGACGAAGAAACACCAAAUGACGGUAUGGAGGCUGAGACGACCAACGCACUUUAUGCCGGAGGCCGAUCAGAUUCACUUCCCCUCAUUUCCACCACCACCACCACCACCACUCGCAGUCUGCAGCCUGCCCUCCCUGGGCCGAAUUCAAGAAGACCCGGGCUCUCUCUUCCACCAAUCCUAG